Molecule: messenger RNA, 1213 nt
Organism: Oldenlandia corymbosa var. corymbosa
Lineage: Eukaryota; Viridiplantae; Streptophyta; Magnoliopsida; Gentianales; Rubiaceae
Source: the annotation of a GenBank genome assembly
GGUAAAGUCCGGGGCAAGGGUUACCUUUCAUAUCCAUAUGUUUCGCUUCCGAUUUUGGGGAUUUCGGGUAGAAAUCUACAUCAAACCGGUAGGCGAGAAAGAGGGUUCCUCGACUCAGACUCCUGUCAAGAGAACCAGUGAGAGCCAACCAAAUAUCCCGCCUAAUCCAAAUGCCGAGCCGUAUUAUGUCCAUAAUGUGCAUUUGAUGAUUCUUGAGGAGGAUGAGAUCAAACAUUUCCCUAUGUAUGCCAUGAUUUCAUCAGCAUUGAGAAAAUUUGAGAAUGUUCACAACACCGCUAUAGUGAGAGCCCUCGAGAAAGAGAUUGUGGGCGCUGUUUAAGCUUAUAAUUUGCAGAUACACUCUCGCUUAGUUCAACGUUUUAAACAAAAAGAGGAGGAGUGGAGACGUCGACUCCAUCAAUACGAUCUCGACUUCCAAGAUUCCCUUAUUCUAGAGGCGAAUAUCAGCGAUGAGAUGAAAAAGCUGAAGGAUAAAAAUGCUCGAUUGAGGAAGCGUGAGAAGAUUGAGGUAUCUCCAUGGUUCCUCGAGAAAUUCGAGCUACUUGCCUUGGUCGAGAAACAGAUAGAGGUCCAAACAGAACGUUUCAUAGCUGCAAUUGAUCUCCUAAAGAAGAGAACCAAAGAAGCAGAGUUCUACUCGAAACAAGUCGCUGUUCUACAGAACAUAUUGGCCGACAACAAAAUCCCGCUGCCCAUUUUUGAUGAUCUCGAUCCAGAUAAUGAAGCGAAAGAAAGGACAGCUGCCGAGGAAUAUCUGCUUAGAAUCGACGACCAAGAUUAGGAGAUCGUAGAUCUAAAGGAUAAGUUAAGCCAUUGUGUUAACCAGCUUAGAGCUAUUGGGUACUCUGGGGUUAUUAAGCCAUCCCGAUCCAACCCUAGGGGAAAGAAUCUUAAGAUCUAAAUGUAUAAUGAUGUAAAUUUCUGUCCCCGCACUCAAUGUGAGGGUAAUAUGUUCAUCUCAAGCUUGUAUAAGCGUCGAUUGUAUAAUUAUACUCGAGCAUAAUUUGUGUAGCAUUUAUUGGCUAGAUGUAAAGUACACGGCUCUGUCGAGGAACCAGGUACGGAUCCCUCGAUAAAAUAGUACCGUGAUCUAUGGUGGGUACGAGGAAACAUCCUCGGUUUAUAUGUCCGGAUGUUGAAUACACGACACAAUUGAUGAUGGCCCUAAAGAGGGUGUCCAUCUUGUUGACUA